GCAACAGAGAACGAGCUUGCAGCAGCAUAAAUUCAAAGUCGGAGCGUGGGAAUUGCAAAUCACACAACAUCAACUGAGGCAGCAACACCAACACCAGCAACAGCAGCAACAGCAGCAACAUCGGCAACAUUAAUACAUGCAAUAAUCAUUGCUAGUACGGCAGCAAUAGCUCGCUUCUCAGCGCUCUCUUCUCGCUCUUGGCGCUCGGGGCCGGCGUUGUUCCAUCUGCCUCGCACCCGUUCGAGCAGCUCGUGAACGGUUCGCGUAUAUUUGGAGCCCGAGUGGGGAUCGCGCACAGUUGUGCUUGGAACGCUUCGGAGUAAAGAUCGUGCUCGUCGAUCGGCGCGAAAAAAAAGAAUUGAAUAUAUAUGAAUCCGAAAAUCGUGAAAAACAAAAAACCCCAAACCCAAACAAUUGACAAGUGAAAAAGAAAUUGUUUUCAAAAACACAAAAUAUCGCACGUAAAUUAGCAAGCGUUCGCAAGAAACAAGCCAAACAGUAAAAAAUAUAUAACAAAACCCAAAAAUUGGCUGCAAAUGUGAAGAGUUGAGACAGCGGAUAUACCGAGUGAAAUUUGUGUCAUAAGCAAAGCCAAAAGCCAAAAAAUAAGCGUAAAGAAACAAAACCAAACUUAUAAGAGCGCACAGUGACUGUGAAACUGUAAAGUGAUGUGUGGCAGCAGAAAAACAGCAUAAAGAAUGGCCAUAGACCUCCUGAUCCUGGCCCUGCUGCUCGUCUCGUUCCUGAUCAACCUGCUGGCGCUGUGUGCCUUCUGGAUCACCCCCGGUCUCCGCACCACCGCCAAUCGGUUCACCAUCAACCUCCUGGCCAUUAAUCUGAUUGGUUGCUGCAUCUUGGCCCCCACCCUAUUCCUGGGCCUGCCCUCCAAGUCGGGUGAAUCCCCUAUCGCCGUAGCUGACUCUGUGGAGGUCUACUCGAAGCCCGGCAACCAUCAGAUCACAUUUCUGAAAAAUGGACAUGUCGUGGAGCAGGACGGUGUGGUGGUGCACCGCAACACCAGCGAAACCGGCGAGGUCGUGGAGACCUUCUUCAAGUGCAAUGAAACCUAUUGCCGAGAGCUGACAAUCGACGAGCGCCAGGAUGGUGGCAUUGUAAUUACCGAGACGGAAACUCAUGAGGAGAAUCUCUCGGUGUUCGACGGGGAACCAACUACAGCUCCUUUGCUGCCUCCUGUCCAGCUGCGAUGCUGGUCCAUCGAUAUGACGGCUGCCCUAGGAGCACUGGCCGUGCUCCUGGUAGUGGGUGAUACCUGGUGUGCCGUUACCGAUCCUCUGCGCUAUCACAGCCGGAUAUCCGGGGUGAAGACCUGGAUUUUUAUCGCCCUCACCUGGGCAGUGGGUAUCCUGUUUGGAGCUCUGUCAGCCUUUCGGGUCCUUGACUUUGAGGCCGACACCUUGUUGAGCCGGCAACGCCGACUGGCAGCCACCUACUUCAAUAUCAGCAGCACCAACAGCAUCUUUGGAGUGGUCUAUGCCAGUAUAUAUUUCAUCGUCAUUAUCCUCCUGCCCUUUGGCUUCGUGUGCGGCAUGUACUGGAGGAUAUUCAGCGAGGCUCGGGGCAAUGGGCUACGCAUGCGUCAGAAUGGCUCGUCGCCGCUUCUGCAGAGUGCCCUCAACUUGAACGCCGGUCAGCAGGCGGCCCAGGCCAGCCAGUUCUCCAAUAGCCUGUGUGUCCAUCGCCAUUCCAUCUCCUCGGCCAGCUCCCAUGGAGGAACCAACAGUAUGGGCAUUGGUAUUGGUGGCCUGCAGAUGCAGAUCGAUCAGCGUCAGCAGCCCAGGAGCUCGCCCAGUUGCUUGCGUCGCGAUUCGGCAGCCAAGGUUCUCCUGCCCACCAUUUCCGAUGACGGGGGCUCAGAUGCUGAUGCGGAGAGCGCAGCGGGAGAUCAGUUGAUGCCCGUACCGGAGCAGGACAGGAAUCAGAAUAUUCUGCUGACCCUGCAAACAGCCAGUGGGGAGAUCAAGCGCAACUAUUCGGCGCGUCAGUUGCCCCUGUUGGGCACAUCCUCCCAGGACCUGAGGGAGGCCCACCGCCUGCAAGGCAUCCGCCAGGUGCACAGCUCCCCCAACCUGCACAAGUACACGGAGUUGAGGCAGGACUCGUUGAGCGAGGAGUGCGGGUCGCCGCAUCUUUUGGGCCACGAACAGAGGCAGCAACAGUUGCAGCACCAGCAGUCGCAGCAAAACAACCAGCCCCAGCAGCAGCACCACCACCAUCAACUGCAGCACCACCAUUCCACACCAUCGCCCCACCACCCGCACUUCAGCUCCCCGCGCCACCACGCCCUGCAAAUACCCGCCAUCCACGCCUCCCCGAAGGCCCUGAGCUACAUGAGCUCUCUGCGCCAUCGACUGAGCAAUGCCAGCUCGCUCUUCAAGUAUCGGGAGGAGUCGCGGGCAGCCAGGAUUAGCAUCCUGGUAGUGGUCAUGUUUGUUGUCUCCUACUUGCCCUUUGGCUUGCUAGUCCUGCUCCAGUCGCGCCUGUCGGCUGCCAACUUUGGCGGAUCCUCGCAGCUGGCCAUCUUCAUGAUCCUUCUGGCCAACGUCAGCUCGCCGUUCAUCUUCGCCUACCGCAACAAGAGAGUGCGGCGGGGAGUGAAGCGCCUAUGCGGACUAGAGUCUUCGUCGGGAUUGCAGCGCCACUGCAGCAGCAGUGUGAAGAACAACGGUGGGGGAGGAGCAACGCCUGGCAGUGGAGCUGCCCAGCUGCAGCGCAACAGCAGCAAAUUGUCGCAGUACAGCAGCAACAGCUGUCGCUACCUGACGCCUCAGAGCUCCUUGGUUAGUCAAGUGCCAGUGCACACCACCCUCACCCUGAGGCCCAACAGCAGUUGCAGUACCAUCAUUAACUUUGGAGCCACCAAGGGCUCGGCGGAGUCCGAAGACCCGCCACCGUCUUCACCACCACCACUCACUACUGUACCACCCGUCCGACCGCAACGACCCAAGCUGCAACGGGGCAUCACCAUUGUGGAGCACAUCGCUAUUACGCCGACGAUGCCACAAAAGUUCCAGAGCCGGCGGGGCAGACUCUUUGACAUGUUCUUCCGCGGCUCCAAGAAGCUGCAGACGAGCUGUCAGGGCCAAAGCUUGCCCACAGAGGUCUAGGGGGUUAUUGUUUAGAGUUUUAAACAUAAUCAGAAACAGAAACAGUUACAGUUAAAGUAAACUAAACUAAACUCGCUUGCUGAAGAAUUCUAUAAAACAGUAUUCGUAAUUUGUAAGUUAAAUGUUUAACAAAGACAAGGGCUUGAAUUUUGAGUUUUAAGACCAGAUCUUGCUGUCCUAGAAGCUUCUCAUGCCAAAAACAAAAGAAAAACACAAACGUAGUCAAACCAAAUAGUUUGAGAUGCUUUUAAUAUUAAAAAAAUGGAAAAAAUAACAUAAAAACAUAACAAGUACCUUAACGAAAACAAAACAAAUAGCAACAAUUGUGUACAAGUCAAAUUAACAAACCGAGAGAGAGUAGGGAUAAAUAUUCUUAUGCUGGAUA
Drosophila bipectinata is the source of this 3510-nucleotide messenger RNA. RefSeq lists its product as uncharacterized. Lineage: Eukaryota; Metazoa; Arthropoda; Insecta; Diptera; Drosophilidae. Gene Ontology annotation, biological process: positive regulation of cytosolic calcium ion concentration; adenylate cyclase-activating adrenergic receptor signaling pathway; cell-cell signaling. Gene Ontology annotation, cellular component: plasma membrane. Gene Ontology annotation, molecular function: alpha1-adrenergic receptor activity. The record is from RefSeq and is a predicted model, not a curated record.